Molecule: messenger RNA, 274 nt
Organism: Ambispora leptoticha
Lineage: Eukaryota; Fungi; Glomeromycota; Glomeromycetes; Archaeosporales; Ambisporaceae
Source: the annotation of a GenBank genome assembly
UUUCACAAAACCAGCCAAACCUGCCUCCAGUUCAAGCCUCUAUUAAUCCUCCUUUCUCUCCACCACCAUCUUAUGGAACAAAAGAAGAAUUAGAAGAGGCAGAGUUAGAGGAGGAAACUUUGGAACAAUUAAUGGAGGAAGAAGCAAAUAAGGAGGAAAAAAUGGAUAACGCCCCUAAAAUAAAGAUUCAAAAGGAUGAACUCCCUCAAAUUGCGUCUUUGGUUUCACCCUGCUCAAUCAUUGCGGUUAUUCGAGAUAAGCUUGCUAAUAUUAC